AUCGCUUUUAUUCGUUUGAAAACUGAUAAAAGCGUUCAACAGGACUUAACAGGACUCAUUUCAGUUUGCUUUCUUGUGCUUCAAGGAGCGGAAUCCAGUGAUUUGUGGAUAAUUGUUCCACUUCUUCUCUUUUCCAACAUGAAGAUUUUUUUAAGCGUGCUUGUUUUGGUAAUGGUCACUUUGACUUCGGUUUCAUCCGCAAGACCGAAAAAGGAAGGCAAAAAACUGUUCGUUCGAUGUCAAGGUGAUUCAUGCCCCAAACCUAAAGACGCCCAUCACCAACAUCCACUGCCAAAAUCUUGCCUUGACUACCUGAGAAAAGGUGUUUCCAAAUGCGGUGUUUACAAGAUCUACGAUAACGCURGUAACAGCUUUCCUGUCUAUUGUGAUAUGAAGACAGAGCCAGGGAAUGCAUGGACUCUUGUCGAGUCUUGGAGCAACAAGAAUCGCGCAUUCAGUCAGUUCAAGUCCGCUGUUUUCAGCAAAAACGCUCCCGUCAACGAGAAUGCACCCAACUUUAACAUAUACCGGCAGACAUUGUCUCGUAUACAGUCCAUCAAGAGUCACUCUACACACUGGAGAGCCACGUGUAGUUACCCUACACACGGCAAUCCCAACUUCCGCUGUACCGCUAACGACAACGCGACAACCCAGUGGUGGUUCGGUGGUCAUCUUUGAACAAGAAACUCAAACAAACGUGAUUCUAGAUCAAAAUCCUGCAACUUGUAUUCACAUAAAGAAUAGAUGUAAAACUAAAGCUAUUAGCUCCAAAACAAAUCUAUUAGUGACAAUGCAAUAAACAACUUGUCGUAAUACUCUAGUUCGUUUGUUGUAAACGUAUAAAUCUUGAGAAGAAAAUAAAAUACAUGGAUAAAAAUCAGA
This is a messenger RNA of Actinia tenebrosa (Australian red waratah sea anemone), 882 nucleotides long. RefSeq lists its product as uncharacterized. NCBI's taxonomy places the organism in Eukaryota, Metazoa, Cnidaria, Anthozoa, Actiniaria, Actiniidae. Gene Ontology annotation, molecular function: oligosaccharide binding. The record is from RefSeq and is a predicted model, not a curated record.